AUUGACCACACCACAAACUUAACACAACUCUGUUUCAGCACUUCCUGAAGAUCAUGGCCGAGUGUUUUGUCUUUGAUAUUACUGAAUCGUUGCUAAGCAAGCUAGCUUCUUAUGUUUACGAAGAAGCUUCUCGAGCCUAUGGGGUGUAUGACGAUCUUCGAGGGAUCAAAGACACUUUGUCAAUAGUUAAAGGUGUGCUGUUAGACGCUGAGGAGAAGAAGGAACAAAAUCAUGGCGUGCGGGAAUGGCUCAGGCAGAUUCGAAACGUCUGCUUCGAUGCUGAAGAUGUGUUAGAUGGACUUGAUUGCCAAAACCUGAGAAAGCAAGCUCUCAAAGCUUCAGGCAACACUAGGAUGAAGGUAGAUCACUUCUUUUCUUCAUUUAAUUCUCUUGUCUUUCGCUUUAGGAUGGCUCAUCAAAUAAAACAUGUUAGGCGUAGACUGGAUAAGAUAGCAGCUGAUGGGAACAAGUUUGGUCUUGAGAGAAUUGAUGUUGACAACAGACUUGUCCAAAGGAGAGAAAUGACUUAUUCCCAUGUUGAUGCUUCUGGGGUGAUUGGAAGGGAGAGUGAUAGGGAAAAAAUUAUCAAGCUUUUGAUGCAACAUCACCCUAAUGGUGAUGGUUAUGGAGAUCAAAGUAUUUGUGUUAUUCCCAUAGUGGGUAUUGGAGGGUUGGGAAAGACCACACUUGCAAAGUUGGUGUUCAAUGAUAAGAGAAUGGAUGAUCUUUUCCAGUUGAAGAUGUGGGUGUGUAUCUCUGAUGACUUUGACAUAAGGCAGAUACUUAUUAAAAUCAUCAACUCUGCUUCUGCUUCAGCUCCAACUAUUGCUCUUGCUCACCAAGAAAACAUUAAAAACUUUGAUAUUGAGCAGCUACAAAGUCGUCUUAGACACAGGCUUUCUGGUCAGAAAUAUUUGCUAGUCUUGGAUGACGUAUGGAAUGAUAAUCGUCCAAAAUGGACACAGUUGAAAGAUUUAAUUAAAGUGGGUGCAGUAGGAAGCAAAAUCUUGGUGACAACACGUAGUAACUCAAUUGCUUCAAUGAUGGGCACUGUUCCCUCGUACGCUUUGGAAGGUCUUUCACUGGAGAAUUGUUAUGCUUUGUUUAACAAAUGGGCAUUUAAGGAAGGAGAAGAAAAAAAAUAUUCAAAUCUAGUAGAGAUUGGAAAAGAAAUUGUGAAAAAAUGUAUAGGGGUGCCACUAGCCGUGAGAACUUUAGGAAGUUCUCUGUUCUUAAAUUUUAAUUUAGAAAGGUGGGAAUUUGUAAGAGACCAUGGCAUUUGGAACUUAAAACAAGAAAAAGAUGACAUUUUACCUGCUCUUAAGUUGAGCUAUGACCAAAUGCCUUCCUAUUUGAGGCACUGUUUUGCUUUCUUUUCUCUUUACCCAAAAGAUUAUGGCUUUACUGGUGCUAAAGUUGUUAAUCUUUGGGUGUCACUUGGGUUACUUCGAUCUGAGGUUGGAAGUCAAAAGCUAGAGAAUGCUGCAAGACUGUAUAUAGACGAGUUACAUUCGAGAUCAUUUCUUGAGGAUUUUGAGGACUUUGGCAACAUUUACUAUUUCAAAGUGCAUGAUUUGGUACAUGAUCUUGCCCAGUAUGUUGCAAAAGAAGAGAUUCUUGUGGUAGACUCAGGCACCCGGAAUAUACCUGAGCAAGUAAGGCAUUUAUCAGUUGUUGAAAAUUCACUAAGGGAUGCUUUGUUUCCCAAGUCCAGUAGAGUGAGAACUAUAUUAUUUCCGACAGAUGGAGUUGGUGUUGACAGUGUAGCUCUUUUGGAUGCAUGGAUAGCAAGAUACAAAUUCUUGCGUAUUUUAGAUUUAAGUGAUUCCUCUUUUGAGACAUUUCCCAAUUCAAUUGCUAAACUGGAGCAUCUGCGAGCUCUCAGUCUUGAAAAUAACCGAAGGAUAAAAAGACUUCCUCAGUCCAUAUGCAAACUCCAAAAUUUGCAAGUUUUGACUUUGAGAGGAUGUGUGGAGCUUGAAACAUUGCCUAAAGGAUUCGGGAUGUUAAUCAGCCUUCGACAAUUGUCUAUCACCACAAAACAGUCUAUUCUUUCAGAGGAUGAAUUUGCAAGCUUGAUCAAUCUUAAUACUUUGAGUUUUGAAUUUUGUGACAAUUUGAUGUUUCUGUUCCGAGGGACACAACAACUCAAAUCCCUUGAAGUUUUGAUUGUUCAAUCAUGUAGGAGUCUGGAGUCCUUUCCUUUUCAUAUUCUCCCUAAACUGGAGGUUCUAUUUGUCAUAAGGUGUGAGAUGCUAAAUCUGUCCUUGAACUGUGAAAACCCCAUCGAGAGAUUGAGGAUGAAGUUUCUGCAUAUUGAGGAAUGUCCAAGGCAACAGACAUUGCCUCAAUGGAUUGAAGGAGCUGCAGAAACUUUGCAGACGUUGUUAAUUUCAAAUUUGCAUAGUCUUGAGAUGCUUCCCGAGUGGCUUACAUCAAUGACUCAUCUUAAGAUGCUUCAUAUUGUUAACUGUCCUCAGCUGUUGUAUCUCCCGAGUGACAUGCAUCGCCUCGGUGCCCUUGAAGAUUUGACCAUAGAUGGUUGUUCUGAAUUGUGUCAAAAAUGUGAACCACAAUCUGGUGAGUACUGGUCCUUCAUUGCUCACAUCAAACACCUUUCCAUUGGAGAAACAAGAGAAGGGAAACUCCUCUUCCAAAUGCAAAAGCAGAUUCGAUUGAAAUUGCAGGAUUUGCAGAAUUAAGGUCAUGUUAGAGACAACAAAACAGCAUGGAGGAAGAGAAAUGAACUGUUUACUAUCCCCUUAAACGAGAUCCCAAGUUCAAGUCUUGUGGAAGAAAAAACAUGGUUGUAGGAAAUAUUCCACUAAAAGUCACCAACUAGGUUCUCCAAAGGAGAUUAUUCCUCUAUGGAACUGGUGGAUACUUUAUACCAAUGACUUGUAUAUAAAAAAUAGUUCAUCAUUUGUAAAAGCCGUUAUUAGUAGGUAUUUUAAUUUCAAAAUAUUAAUUUGUGAAAGAAAAC
Vigna radiata var. radiata (mung bean) is the source of this 2983-nucleotide messenger RNA. Its product is annotated as putative disease resistance protein RGA3. The transcript has a single exon. Bases 54 to 2702 code for a protein of 882 amino acids. Gene Ontology annotation, molecular function: ADP binding. Lineage: Eukaryota; Viridiplantae; Streptophyta; Magnoliopsida; Fabales; Fabaceae. The record is from RefSeq and is a predicted model, not a curated record. Gene Ontology annotation, biological process: defense response to other organism.